AUGUGUGUGUACAGGUACAAGGAGAGUCACGUGGUGACAGCACGGGCCGCUGUGACGGUGAUCCACCCUGAACUGGGCUGUCUGAUCAGCUGUAUAGAGCUGCAGAAGUAUUCUAUAAUACUGCUGUACGCAGAGGAAGGAUGCAGCCCAGUGGGCAGUGUGAGGGCCAGGGCAGACUCCCCAGACCUCCAGCGCUGUUUCUUCCAGCUCAGUGCUUUGGGAAUGGACCCUGUCAUCCUGCUGGGGGGAUUCUCAGCCUUCCACGCCCUCUACCCUUUCCUCUGCACACAACGUAUGGUCCUGCUGGAACCUGAGCGGCACACUCUCACCAUCUACCCCUCAGAGAUCCUGGAAGGAGCUCUCUACCAAGGGUCUGCCUCCCAUGCCUCUGACUACCGCAUCAUCAAGAAUCUACACAUCACACAUGUGGUCAAUGCCACUGCGAACUGCCCUGAUGCUUUCCCCAACAUGUUGUGCUACCUGAAGCUGCGUCUGAGCGAUGAUGCCCAGCAGGACCUGGUGGAGGCACUGCCGCUGGCAUCCAGGUUUAUCAACAUGGCGCUGAAGGCUGAGCCUGCCGGCCGCGUUUUGGUCCACUGUAGUCUGGGCAGGAGUCGCAGCUCAGCACUAACGCUGGCCUUCCUCAUGGAGCAUCGACGCUGGUCACUGCUUCAUGCCCUGCGCUGGUUGAAAGAGAGGAGGGCAUGCACAGCACCCAACGUGAACUUCCUGCGUCAGCUGCUGACCUAUGAGGAGCAGCUAUUUGGGAGCAGACUCACCUCCCUGGACGACAUCCGCCGAUGACUGGAAUAAAAAUGGGAAUGGAAAGGAAGAUACAUUGUAUGUUUUUUUUCCUACAACAUUCACAUUGAGAGAAAGUGUCAAAUAAGCUGAGACUGAGCAGAGGAGGAUUUUGUACUACAACUCUCAAAGACUGGA
Messenger RNA from Micropterus dolomieu (smallmouth bass), 939 nucleotides. Its product is annotated as dual specificity protein phosphatase 14-like. The record is from RefSeq and is a predicted model, not a curated record. Gene Ontology annotation, molecular function: protein tyrosine/serine/threonine phosphatase activity. Gene Ontology annotation, cellular component: cytoplasm. The transcript has 2 exons. NCBI's taxonomy places the organism in Eukaryota, Metazoa, Chordata, Actinopteri, Centrarchiformes, Centrarchidae. The coding region runs from base 1 to 804 and encodes 267 amino acids. Gene Ontology annotation, biological process: protein dephosphorylation.